This is a messenger RNA of Bombus pyrosoma, 2026 nucleotides long. RefSeq names its product melittin-like. The record is from RefSeq and is a predicted model, not a curated record. The transcript has 2 exons. The coding region runs from base 1135 to 1308 and encodes 57 amino acids. Lineage: Eukaryota; Metazoa; Arthropoda; Insecta; Hymenoptera; Apidae.
GGAUAAAUACGAAACAACAAUAAUAAUGUUACGUCGCGUGGGACAUCUGCACUCCGUCCCCCGUUACCCGGCAGCCAUCGGCCCACCUACCGCCAUUUCGACCCUCAAUAUUCCCAAGCAUCCACCAUGAAACGUUAACUUUUAACUUCAUUGUUUGUCAGUCAAUCUAUUUGUCCUGACGGAUUUUUUAAUCCUGCAAGUAUUUUCGGUAUAUAGCUUGUACUUAGGACGGUCCUUGAGUUUAUUACACAUUCUCACAAAUUACGGAGAAAGCGGGUAGUCACCUAACGGAAAAAGUGGAUAAGUGGAAAACGGAAAAGCCGGUUUCUCCUAUGGACAAGAUCAACCCCGAGCACGACGAUCGGAGUCUUCCUCCUCCAACCGUCAUUUAUUAACGUUGGCUAUAACCAAUGGGCAUCGCGGGUCGUUACCGUCACUUUCUAACGAAAAGUGUGAAUUACGAAUCCACGUCGUUAGUUCAAAAGACACACCCAUACCAAACUUUUCUCCGUAAUCACACAAGAACGAACCUUACUGGUUCCCAACACGAGGGAGCAAUCACUACUCUCCAUUCUCUAUCUCAAGCACCAGAAUUCUCUUCCUCGGUUCGCAUUCGUCAAUCACGCUAUCUCUUACAUAACGUCUUAUUCAUGUUGUACACAAAGUUGUUGGAAAUACAUAAAGUUUAUAACCCUGUUAAUCGCAGUGUUAUAUUACAUCAAUCACCUCUAUUAUCCUAACCGAAAUAAGCGGAUCGAUCUAUUCGUGGUGUCGAUUCUUGCAAUCGAAACGGGAAUUUACGAUUCCGUCCACGUCUCCCCGCGAUUGGUCGAAAAUACAAAUAACGCUAAAAUGAUUGUCUCUAAAUCGCGCUCUACUCACAUUCCACGCUGUUAUUGUUCUAAGCUAUCGACCGUAACUUAAUGAUUUUUUUUUGUGGUGAAUUUACACGUUUAUCUUAAUGUCUCUUUUGGUACUUUUGGUUGACAAUAUGAAGGAUAUAACGAUAAGUAUUACUUUGUCGAUAAUUUUAACGAUUUUUUACCGGUAUAAAUAACGGUGUCGCGAACGAUUUCCACAAACAGAGGAAGAUCGCACAAGUUACGUACAUAGCAAUAACAGACAUCAAGAACCAUGGGAGCCAUGAGAUUCUUACUUUGCGUUGCAGUCAUUUUUAUGGUUGCCUUUAUUUCUGCGAGCAAUGCUAACCCAGAAGCUAACCCUUUGCCAGAGGCGGAUCCGGAAGCGCUUAAGAUAAAGAAAUGGUUAGGAAAACUAGGAAUAAUACUGUCUCACUUGAGCAAAUAAUCGACCUUGGCGAUACGUGUACGACGGGUGCAGGCACGACUACCGGCUUGUAGAUCUGACGACUUUAGAUGCAUAUAUGUAUACUUAACUAAUUCGAAACAUGUAAAACUUGGCCACAUAAAUUUUUUAUUGCUUAACUAGACAUAUAAAACUUUUUGUUAUUGCAUUUUCUUUCGACGAUCCUUAUUCCCUUUUUGUCCUUCCGACUACUUUUGCGUGAUUAAAAUGUCACUAACAGUCGUUGUUAGUUUCUAAAUAGAUAAGCGCAUAAACAAUAGAUAAGCAGAAUACAGCGUACUUAAUCGUCAUUUUCGUAGUAUACACCGAUAUACGCACGACUACAUGCCUUUGGCUUCACGUAGCUGAUCAAGUUAUUUAUCGAUACUUCAUUUAGUCCACCUAGUACACCUAGAUAGAAACCUAGUCCCAUUCUACUUAACCAGAAACCUUACAUAACGAUACUUGUACGAAGAAAGCUAAAUUCACGAUUAUGUUCAGAAUCAACGAAAUCUCUAAUCGAAAUAAUUAUCAAAAUUAGAGAAGAUAAUUCCAUAGGUACUCCCACUUCAUCUCUCUUUUCCGACUUUCAUGCGAGUCUGACCAGCAUGUCAGUAUACUGUCAGUGUACGCAACCAACGUCAACGCAGAUUCGUUACGAAAUUUUGCAGUAAAUUUAUUGAGCCGACAUCAAAGAAAAAUAUGCUCGAACAGCAAAUUU